AUGAAUAAUGAUAAUGCGACAAAACUACCUUCAGAAAUUAUAAAAUCUAUUGCACUUUAUCUAAACAAAGUAGACAGAUUGAGUUGUUUAACUCUUUGCAAAGCUUGGUACAAGACAUUGAUCAACCUGAUUUAUGAAGAUGUCACUUUUAAGACAUUAAAGUCAUUUCGCAUCUUUCUUCACACAAUCACUCAUCAUUCAAACGUCUUGAGACCUGGAAGAGCGGUACGAACGAUCCAAAUGAACAUUGACAGUAUGGAUGAGUGUAACUUUGGAGAAAAAGAGAUGGUCUUUACCGAAUUUGAAUUAUUGGCAAGACAUUGCCCUUUUGUGACCCAAUUGACCUUUCGGUUUCCGCACUAUUGGCGAUUCCUGCAUGAACUUGAUUUGGAUCAUCAUUGGCUUUACCUGAGUAAGCUUUCAGAUAGUGAUGGAAGUCGAAAGUCAAGAAAGACAAUGGUCUCUUUGGGUCAUCGACUGACGACUUACGGCAUUGACACGAGCCUAUCACUUAGCAGCUAUGGUAUCACUCGAGAGCACAUCCUUCAAGACAUAAGCAUGUUGCCCAGUCUAAAGGUCAUUCGGUUGAAAAGCAAGUACUUUCACUUGUACAUUCAAGAUAUCGUCCAUAUCUUUCGUGAGCAUCCGCAGUUGGAGGAACUGAGUCUGUGGGUAAAGAUGAAGAAAGCACCAGAUACGGACGAUAUCCCUACGUAUAGUAACAAAGAGCAGCGCAUACACACACUAGGUUGCUUGAUUGAUAAUACACAACAUCCGUGGAUCCCAUUUAUCAAACGUAACUAUAGUUACAUCGACACGUUGGCAUUUCAAGUCGCUUAUCAAAGGAAUCAAGAAGGUAUCGUACAGCCCAUGAGCGAUAGGACAAAGGCAGACAUAUUAGAUAGCAUCCUUGGCCUCUUUCAUAACGAAUACAUGGCAUCAUCACAAGAUACCCAUAAACUUUCUGUCCGCCGACUGAACAUUAAUCUCGGCAAGGCUGGAGGACUCUUGCUUGCCAUCUAUAUGUCAUCCAUUAUCUACAUGACUUCAGCUGCUUAUGUACACUUUACGGUCAGUACAUCGCUCCAUAUCAACUUCAUACAUGACUUUUUUGAACAUAUGCCCAUGGCCAACUCAGAGACAGAGUUCUUGCCCUUGAAAAGCCAAGUGCACCACUCUUUUAACAUUGUCUAUCCAUUUGAUCCAAUGGACAACAACCAAGGUCUCAUCGAACAUUUAAAACUAGCUACAGAAUCACUCACUUACUACAUCACUGAACUGACGAUCAAAGAGACUAGGAAAUAUAUGGCAACCUAUUCACUGGGAUUUCAGUGCUUGGAUACCAUCCUCGAGCAUUUCACAUACUUGAAAGCCCUGACCUUUGUUCUAUCCAAUACGUACCUGUUUGAUGACAGCGACAACAGCAGUAAUAGUUUAGGAGAGAUAGAUGAAGUGACCUAUGUGGGCGAAGUCACCUUAAGUCACUCAGACGCAAGUACACACAUCAAGCACGACACGUUGACCUCUCUCACUGUCAAGGAAGGGAAAAUGAAUACGAAAGUCUUUUCUUAUCUGUUCAGCAAGUGUCCUCACCUAUCUAGCCUUAGUAUAAGAAAAUAUGGAUAUGAUGAGGAAUCUCUCUUGAUUUUGGAGUGUCUUUGCUUGGAGAAUAAUGUAAACUUGGUUUAUUUGUCAUAA
Molecule: messenger RNA, 1698 nt
Organism: Rhizopus microsporus ATCC 52813
Lineage: Eukaryota; Fungi; Mucoromycota; Mucoromycetes; Mucorales; Rhizopodaceae
Exons: 1
Coding region: 1-1698 (565 amino acids)
Molecular function (GO): protein binding
Source: RefSeq, a predicted model, not a curated record